AGACAAUUAUUUUUAAUGGUUUACUCUCAAGAAAAUAGAUAUUUGGGAAUAAUUAACGUACUGUAUGCAUCUAACACAUUGACAUUCUUAUAAUUUCAGGGGUCGGUCUGGAAAAAUUAGAGUGCAGAGUCUGAAGAUUGGAUUGAUGUCUCUCUCCAAAGGUCUCUUAGAAGAAAAGUACAGAUUUCUCUUUAAGGAGGUGGCAGGGCCAACAGAGAUGUGUGACCAGCGGCAGCUCGGCCUGUUACUGCACGACGCCAUCCAGAUUCCUCGGCAGCUGGGGGAGGUAGCAGCUUUCGGAGGCAGUAACAUUGAGCCCAGUGUCCGCAGUUGCUUCCAGCAGAAUAACAACAAGCCAGAGAUAAGCGUGAAAGAGUUCAUAGACUGGAUGCGUUUGGAGCCACAGUCCAUGGUGUGGCUGCCGGUUCUGCAUCGAGUAGCAGCAGCUGAGACUGCAAAACAUCAGGCCAAAUGCAACAUCUGCAAGGAGUGUCCCAUUGUCGGAUUCAGAUAUAGAAGCCUAAAGCAUUUUAACUACGAUGUCUGCCAAAGUUGCUUUUUUUCCGGUCGAACAGCAAAAGGUCACAAAUUACAUUACCCGAUGGUGGAAUAUUGUAUACCUACAACAUCUGGGGAAGAUGUGCGGGACUUCACAAAGGUACUGAAGAACAAGUUCAGGUCAAAGAAAUACUUUGCCAAACAUCCUCGGCUUGGCUACCUGCCUGUCCAGACAGUUCUGGAAGGUGACAACUUAGAGACUCCUAUCACACUCAUCAGUAUGUGGCCAGAGCACUAUGACCCCUCACAGUCUCCUCAGCUGUUCCACGAUGACACCCACUCAAGAAUAGAGCAGUAUGCCACCCGACUGGCUCAGAUGGAAAGAACUAAUGGGUCUUUCCUCACUGAUAGCAGCUCUACCACAGGAAGUGUGGAGGACGAACAUGCCCUUAUCCAACAGUACUGCCAGACACUCGGUGGGGAGUCCCCUGUGAGCCAGCCUCAGAGUCCAGCUCAGAUCCUGAAGUCUGUGGAAAGGGAAGAACGAGGAGAACUGGAACGCAUCAUUGCUGACUUGGAGGAAGAACAGAGAAAUUUGCAGAUGGAGUAUGAGCAACUGAAGGAGCAACAUCUGAGAAGAGGGCUCCCAGUCGCUUCACCUCCAGACUCAGUGGUAUCUCCUCAUCACUCGUCUGAGGAUUCAGAACUCAUAGCAGAAGCAAAACUCCUUCGGCAGCACAAAGGUCGGCUGGAGGCAAGGAUGCAGAUUUUAGAAGAUCACAAUAAACAACUGGAGUCACAGCUGCACCGCCUUCGACAGCUGCUGGAACAGCCUGAAUCCGAUUCCCGAAUCAAUGGUGUCUCUCCGUGGGCUUCACCACAGCAUUCUGCACUGAACUACUCCCUUGAUCCGGAUCCAAGCCCACAGUUCCACCAGGCAGGGACAGAGGACCUGCUGGCCCCACCUCAUGACACCAGCACGGACCUCACGGAGGUCAUGGAGCAGAUCAACAAUACAUUUCCAUCUUGCUGCCCAAAUGUCCCCAGCAGGCCACAGGCAAUGUGAAGUGUUCAUCUAGCCAACCAACAUUUCCUGUCUCACAGUGUUGCCCUUCUGUGCAAAUGCUAAUUCCAAGUUCCAUUUAAUCUGAAACUCCAUGGCUCCUUGACACAUGUUGUUGAGUAUUGACUGUGUGUUCUACUGAGGGAGUAAAACACUGACUAUCCAAAGAGAAAAGGAUAUUUUGUUUUUAUAAUAACCAUAUAUUAUUGUUUUCUUCUUCCCUUUCUAUGCAACUGUAAAUUAAUGAACAGAGAGGUAUUUGGAAAUGGUUAUACAUUUGUCACUGAUUUGUAUAAUGUAUACAGCUUUGGGAAAGUGGGUGGGGGCUUUCUAAUAUGAUAAUGUCUUUUUAAUAAUGGUGACAAAAAUUGCAUAUGAAUUAGAAGACCACUUUACAUUUUUACAUUCCUUCUGCUGUUCAUAUUAAUCUUGUAUAAUAAUCUCAUUUAUUUCUUUACCUCUUUUACCAUUGCAUUUUGGUUAUUUAUAAGUCAUCAACCAUAUGACCAAGCAGAUUCCGUGUACUUGUGUUCAUGAUUUGCCCAAAUGAAUAAGUUCAUAUAUUUGAAUCAAAUAUUAUAUAUAUAUAUAUGGAUUAAGUGACAGCCCUGAGUAUUCUGUUUAACUUUAUUUGACAUUAUAUACUUAUUUUGUUAGUGACCACUUGGAUAACCACAAUAAAAAUCCUGUGGGCCUAAAUGGCAUGUCUGUUGGGAUUGUUUUCCUUUUUUUUCCUUUCUCUCUAUAAGUAGAUCUUGAUCUCUUUAUUUAUUUCUUAUCCCUAUCUAUAUGAUAGAGAAGACUGAAUUCUAAUAAUCUCAAAGAUCAUUUUCCAAAGGUGGUCCAUUUAUGCAUAUUUUCAUUUUGACACAGAAACAAAACUUGGUACAAUUUUUGUACCAAACAAAACUAGGUACAAUCCUAGUUCUCAGGCUUUGAUUUUCAUUAUUAAAUGCACAUCAGACCUGUUGUCAUACCAGAACACAUCAUCGUCUUUCAUUCCCUUUGAAGAGAAUUUUAUGGUUGUUUUUGGAUUUUUAAGUCCCUUAUAAUUAUUAAAACUCCCAGUUGUUUUCUUUCUAAAAGCAGACUCUGAUUUAGUGCAUGUCUCAUUUUACCUUUUGGGUAAGUGGACAGAUGUCUUAUUACCUUCACUUGGUCAACACAUCUAGGAAAGAUGUUUAUCAAAAGCCUAUAUGGCUGCUUCUUCAGAAGAAUGAAAUUAGUGCUUUGAUGAUUGUACCUCAACCCCUGAGUGCAUUCAAUUAGGUGUUUAGUUCCAUUUGUUACUUAACAUUUAAUUGAUUCAUUGUAAACAUGUUAUUUAAUUACCAAAUGUAGAGAAACCAAAAAUAAAAGUGAAAAUAAUAUGUUUUGAUUCAAACAUAUUAAAACAUCAGGAUAUUUUAACUGUGGGCUCUCUUUCAUUUGGAUCUGGACAGAAGGAGGCUUAAAGUUAGAAAUUGCUAUUCUUUUAGGAUAGGUUGGGUGGGUUGGGGGGCAAGGGAGUCUAUUUGCAGCAUAGAUAUUUUGAGAAGAAAAUUGUUUUAUAUAAGAAGAAAGCCAUGACCACCUCUCUACCUCAGACCCAUCUUCCUCUGUCGUGUUGGAAAUAGCUUUAUGCCACUGAAGUUUGCAAAGCCUAGAGUUUUCAUCAGGCCAUACCAUACCCAAGAAAAGUACCUAUUUAAGGAAACAAAAUUCCCUAAACUCAGAACUCCAAGUUGUAGCUUUGUUGUCUUCCUCGUUCUUACUUUGAAAAGUCAUGUAUUAAUUGUUAUUUGCCUGUAUUUGUAUGCAAACUAUUCUCUUUCUGCUGUUUCAAUAAAGCUACAUAAAACACUACAUUGUAACCCUCUAAGUAAUAAUAAAGGCAUAUAUUACACUAACAACAAUGGGAAAUAAGUAUAUUGUUCUUUUGAAAUAUGUGGUAAAGAACUAAUCAUAGACUGUCAUCUAAUCUGGUUACAUGUUGUAUUUUUCAUCCUGAAUAAAAGUAAUUUUAACACAAAAUGACUUUGAUAUUUUUCAGCUGUGACCAAUGGACUCUGUCCUUGAAUGUACACGGAUGAAAAUA
Messenger RNA from Castor canadensis (American beaver), 3638 nucleotides. Lineage: Eukaryota; Metazoa; Chordata; Mammalia; Rodentia; Castoridae. The record is from RefSeq and is a predicted model, not a curated record.